AUGCGGUUCUCAGACGACCCGGCCCGUCGCGGACACAAGAUUGUCUUCACCCAUGCUGACCUCAACGCGAGGAACAUCCUGGUGGAUUUGGUGCCGCUGCCGGACGGGACCACGGGGUGGCGGGUAACUGGGAUCGUGGACUGGGAAACGGCGGGUUAUUACCCUGAAUAUUGGGACUACACCAAGGCGCUAUUUGAGGGGUUACGAUGGGAGCCCCGGUUCCUCAAGAUGGUUCACCGAGUCUUUGCAGCGUUUGGGGAUUAUUCGAAGGAAUUGGAUGUUGAGAGGAGAGCGUGGGGAUCAGGAGACGCCGUGUAA
Dichotomopilus funicola is the source of this 318-nucleotide messenger RNA. RefSeq lists its product as uncharacterized. NCBI's taxonomy places the organism in Eukaryota, Fungi, Ascomycota, Sordariomycetes, Sordariales, Chaetomiaceae. The record is from RefSeq and is a predicted model, not a curated record. The transcript has a single exon. Bases 1 to 318 code for a protein of 105 amino acids.